This is a messenger RNA of Oenanthe melanoleuca, 4464 nucleotides long. RefSeq names its product PHD finger protein 24 (gene PHF24). Gene Ontology annotation, molecular function: calcium ion binding. NCBI's taxonomy places the organism in Eukaryota, Metazoa, Chordata, Aves, Passeriformes, Muscicapidae. The record is from RefSeq and is a predicted model, not a curated record. The coding region runs from base 1886 to 3088 and encodes 400 amino acids. The transcript is spliced from 9 exons.
GAGUAUCAUGGGAUCAGUGUCAGUGCCCAUAAGUGUAGGGAAGGCUAGCCCAGGGUGUGGAAGAGCAGUCAAAGAUCAGGAACCAUCCUGCCACCAUCAUGUGGCACAAGAGUGUGGAACCUGGUCCUCUUGGGGCUGCCCUGUCCCAGUAAUCUGCUCCUGGGGAUGCAGAGAACUACAGGGGUGCUGGAUGCUGCAUCCACCACAGGUUUUUUCAGGGUGUAGAUGACCUCAGGGAUGGUGCUGCCCAUCUUCUAGAUGCCAGGAAGCUUCAGUCAUCAAAUGGUUCUUAAUCCCAGGUCUCCCACUCCAUGCUCCCCAUGCCCUCUGUAUGGGAAAGACAGCAUCCCUACCUCUCCCCUGCUGCUACUGGUGUCCACACAUCCACUGUUCUGUGGGGCUGGCAGACCCAGAGCCUGGUAGGACUUGCCCACUGAGGGCACAGGGGCUGGCAGGGACAGGAUGUCAGCCUAGGAUGAGGGGUUUUUCCUUCCAGGCAGUAUCCCAGGAACAGGAACAGUGCAGUGGGGCUGAGCAGAGCUUCCCUAUGCCCUGCUGUGUCCAGCCUGGCCAAGGAGUAGAGCAGCCCUGCAGCAUCUCCACUGUUCAGACCCCUCUGCUCUCCCCUUCAGCACAAAUCCCAAGCCUAGAUGGAAGCUGCUUCUCCUAAGGGCUCAGAGUCUGUUUCACCCUAAAUCAUCCCCAUGCAGACCUGUCUGUUCCAGAAAGGGAAAGCACAGCCCCUUACCAAUGGCACCCUCUUCCAGUAAGGAGUAAGGAGGCUGAGUGACCAUCUCCACCAAGCUGAUGUGAGACAGCUGGGGAUACAUGUGGAGCAGAUGCUGUGCCUUCAGAGGUGCUGCAUUAGAGCUGUGCCUUUCUCUCACCAACAGCAUCCUUUCUCCUGCCCCAUCACCUCCUUCAAAUCCCCGUGAACCCCAAUGCCUGCUGCAGCCUUGUGUUGCCCACCCAGCUAACAAAUUCAUCAAGUCCUGGGGACUAGAAGAACAAAACCCCCAGGUUUUGCAUUGGGCACACAGGACUGCAUGUAGCCAGCAGUCACCGUGCCCGUGCUGCACCAUAGUGUGGGAAGGAAACUGCCUGUAACACUGACCAGCAGGCAUAGGGUUAAAGCAGGUGCAGGUAGCCUGUAGCUGGAACAUUGCUCUGGGGAAGACCCCGCAGCGGGGGCAGAUGAGACCUUUGCUUAUCCUUGGAUGCAGUCCCACCUCUGUAAUCCUUGAGGUUUUUUCUGAGAAAGGCGGUUCAACCCAGGGGGCCAAAGGAGAUGCAGGGAAAGCUUUCAUUGGUAUCUUCCAGCACACGUCAGCCCGGUUAAAAAAAAUCUUCGUUUCUCGGAGAGCUUUUUAACACGGCUCGGGCAGCAAUUGGUACAGGGACAGCAAACCAGGCUGCAUCUGCUCAGCCCGAGUCACAAGCUCCCUGCUUCCUUUGAGAGAGACAGUGUGUGUGUGUGUGUGUGUGUGUGUGUGUGUGUGUGUGUGCGCUAGACACAGGCAUCCGCUCCCAGCAUCUCGCUGCCUCCUGCAUCCUCCGGCAGCAAGUGCAGGGCUCUGGCUCCCCGGGUACCACCCUCGCCGCUCCAUCCCCUGACAGGGAUUUGCACGCGGGGCACGGCAUGCGGUGAGCGCCCGCGGCUGGAGAGAGGCUCGUGGCCAGAAGCAGCGGCGAUGGACCUCGUGUGGGCUGCUGUCUAGGGCUCGUGUUCCCAGACCGACCCGAUCCUGUCCUCCUACUGCUGGCCCAGCCUCCUCACAUGGCUCCUUGCAGGAUGCAGAAUGCCCAAUGAUCACAGCAGCAGCGUACACACAAGCAUGUGAGUGCAAGAAAGGCAGCUGAGUGAAGAGGAAUUUAAGGAAGAGCCAUGGGGGUGCUGAUGUCCAGGAGGCAGACGGUGGAGAGGGUGCAGAAGGUCAGCUUGGCCGUGUCAGCCUUCAAGGACGGGCUGCGGGAGCAGCCAUCGACACGGCGUCGGGCGGAGGCGGGGACAGCACGCCAGGGAACGCUGGAGCAGGAGGUGCAGGAGGGAGAGGAGGAAGCGGUAGCAGGACCUUCCCAGCCGGAGGAGAGCAGCGCCAGCAAGGCAGCCUGGGAGCGGCUGCGGGAUGGCCGGGGCGUGGAGCCAGAGGAGUUUGACCGAGCCAACAGGUUCACGCCACCCGCCUUCAUCCGGCCCAAGAGGGAGCUCCACGAUGACGAGCCCCCGGACAUCAGCCUGGAGCAGAGGGAGCAGAUCGUGAAUGAUGAGAUGUGUGAGAUCUGCGAGGUGUGGACAGCCGAGAGCCUCUUCCCCUGCCGCAUCUGCCACCGGGUGUAUCACGACGGCUGCCUGCGCCGCAUGGGGUACCUGCAGAAGGACAGCGCCGUGGAGGUGACAGAGACGGCGCACACCGAGACGGGCUGGAGCUGCUACUACUGCGACAACCUCAAUCUGUUGCUGACAGAGGAAGAGAUGUACAGCCUGAUGGAGACUCUGAAGAACUGCAAGAUCAUCCCAGAGAGCUGCCUGACCCUGGAUGACUUCCUGCACUACAAACACCAAGUGCACAAGCAGCAAUUCGAGCGGACCAUGCCCGAGGCAAAGGAGGAGCAGGCAGCCCUGCAGUUCAAUGCCCUGGACCCUGACAAGAAGGGGCACAUCGAGUGGCAGGACUUCCUCUCCCACGAAUCCAUCCAGCUGCUGCAGAAAAUACGACCGCAGAAUGCCCUUCUGCGGCUGCUGACACCCAAGGAGCGAGAGCGGGCACGGGCAGCCUUCCUGGCCCUGGACCAGGACAACGACGGCUUCAUUGGGGAGGGUGAGUGCCGCCAGGCCCGGCACACCUGGUUCCGCAAGCACCAGAAGGAGAUGCUGUCCUGCAAUGUCAGCAUCAGCCACGUGGGACCCAUAUCAGAGGGCAGCCCUGCCAGCAGCAGGAAUGGCAAGAGCCCGGAGAAGAUCCUGCCAGCCACAAAGCAGGAAGAGACCAGGAGCAUCGACUGGCCCGGAUUCCUGCGGGAGAACGUCGCCUACAUCCUGGCUGCACGCCCCAACAGCGCCGCCCUGCACCUGCAGCCCCUCGCCUAGAGCGUGCCCCACUGUCCCCCACGCCCUGCAGGGACCACGGUGGGGAAGGGUCCCGUGCCUGGGGUCACCAUGGGGCACAAGGGGCAGGGAAUAUGCUGCCCCCAUGCUCCCCAUCCCCACAGCACCCAGGGAGCUGCAGACAGAGCAGGGUCUGCCCUGGGUGCUUGUGGGGUGACAGUGGAACCCAGAGCACCCAUGUGUCCCCAGCCUCCCACAGCGCCAUGGGGCAGCACAGCUGAGCCUCUGCAUGCCACAGGCAGCACCCACGGGUCUGCAGCAAGCAGUGUCCCAGCUUGUCAGCACGGUGGAUCUUCAGGGGAUGUGGCUGACUCCCUUCGGGGUCUCUCACAUCCCUGACCUACUCCAACACGGGUUGGAGCCCAGUAGCUCAUGGCUGUGUCUAGGAGACCAUUCCCUGGCAUGGCUCAACCCUUCCCUGCUGGCAACCAACUAUUUAAUGCCAACAGCGAUGGUGUAGGAAGAAGCACUGGUAACAGAAAGCAUCAGAGGGAUGGGAAGGCAAGGUCAGAUACAGGGGAACCCCGCUAUGCAUCUGAUCUUGUCAGCAGCAUUGCCCUGCAUCCCCCAUCUCCUCCUGUACCCCUGGUUCCAAGGGAUGCUCUUCAUUUGCUUGCCAUUCCAGCCCCACACCAACCCUGUUCAAUCUCACUCUCUACCCACCACAUCAAGUGGACAGCCUUGCCUCACUGGGAGCAUUAGUGCUUGUGGAAAGGAGGAGGAGGCAGAGCCCAGAGCCCCCCCAGGUGUCAGCUGCAGGGAUGAGGCAUUCACUGGGCCUGUUGGCAGCCCUAAGGUAGAUAGGUAGAUGGGCACUCAGCCCACAGAUGAGGGAACAGGAAGCCCAGAAACCUUGCCCCAAACAUGCCAGGGUUUGGGAUGCCCAGGUCCCAUGGCAGCCCCAGCAGCUGCUCCUGCCUCUCUAAUCCCUUCCCUGUAGUGCCCUCAGCCUCUCCUUGCCUGGUGUGCCGUGGCUCAGCCAGGGUGUACAAAGACCAGGGGUGCAGUUACAGCGACCUGGUCACUCCCUCACUUCCAUCCCCGAUGCCCUGUGGGCAUCAUCCCAGUCAGCCCCCUUCCCCCAGCCAGGGCACAGUUCCCCUCUCCAGGGUCUCCCCCACUGCAAGACCAGGAGGCGCACCAGUGCCACGACAUCUUCCUCUACCACCCUGGCAUGCCAGGCCAAUGGGGAUAUUUUGGAUGCCAGGUCCGAGAUGUGGCCAGAGCGCCAAUGGGGAUAUUUUGGAUGCCAGGUCCGAGAUGUGGCCAGAGCCAUGGCGAGGAGGCGGCCGUGGGUGCAUGGGUUGCAACUCCCUAUCUGUACUGAGAUACAUUCAUUAAACAGCUGUGUCCAGCUA